GCCGGAGCAACGUUUCCCAUACGACGCCGGCCGUAGUACAUACGUACGUACCUCGAUGAGGCCAUGGUUGGCGUUGGUGCUGGUCGCGCUGUGCGUUCCAGCUGCUACGGCUGAAACCCCGGCCGCGUCCUACAUUGUGCACAUGGACAAGUCGGCCAUGCCGGCAGGGUUCGCGAGCCACCUCAGCUGGUACGAGUCCACGCUCGCCGCCGCCGCCCCCGGGGCAGACAUGUUCUACGUCUACGACCACGCGAUGCACGGCUUCGCGGCGCGGCUCCCCGCGGCGGAGCUCGAGACUCUCCGCCGCUCCCGCGGCUUCGUGUCGUGCUACCCCGACGACGCGAGGGUGGUGCGCGACACCACGCACACGCCCGAGUUCCUCGGCCUCAGCGCGGCGGGAGGGCUGUGGGAGGCGUCCGAGUACGGCGAGGACGUGAUCGUCGGAGUGGUGGACACGGGCGUGUGGCCCGAGAGCGCGAGCUACCGUGACGACGGGCUUCCGCCGGUGCCGGCGCGGUGGAAGGGCUUCUGCGAGUCCGGCACCUUGUUUGACGCCGCCAAGGCGUGCAACCGGAAGCUCGUCGGCGCGCGCAAGUUCAACAAGGGCGUCUUCGCUAACUCUAACGUGACCAUCGCCGUCAACUCCCCGCGAGACACCGACGGCCACGGCACACACACGUCCUCCACGGCCGCCGGCUCGCCCGUGAGUGGAGCGUCUUUCUUCGGGUACGCCAGAGGUACGGCGCGCGGCAUGGCGCCCCGCGCCAGGGUCGCGGUGUACAAGGCCCUGUGGGAAGAAGGCACGUACACAUCCGACAUACUCGCCGCCAUAGACCAGGCCAUCGCCGACGGCGUCGACGUGCUCUCCCUCUCCCUUGGCAUAAAUUUCAGGGCGUUCUACGAAGACCCCAUCGCCAUCGGCGGGUUCGCGGCGAUGCAGCGCGGCGUGUUCGUGUCGACCUCGGCCGGCAACGACGGCCCGGACCUCGGGUACCUCCACAACGGCACACCAUGGGUGCUCACCGUCGCGUCGGGCACGGUGGACCGGAAGUUCUCCGGCAUCGUUCGGCUCGGCGACGGCACGACCGUCAUCGGCGAGUCGUUGUACCCCGGAACCCCGACCAGCAUCGGUAAUGCCGGGCUGGUGUUCCUCGACGCGUGCGACAACUCCACCGCGCUCUCCAUGAACCGAGGCAAGGUCAUCCUCUGCGACACCACCUCCACCGACUCCCUCAGCUCCGCGAUAUACGGGGCGCAGCAGGCGAAGGUGCGCGCCGGGCUGUUCCUGACGAACGACCCGUUCAGGGAGCUGUCGGAGCACUUCGAGUUCCCGGGCGUGAUCCUGAGCCCGCAGGACAAGCCCGCGCUGCUGCACUACAUCCAGCGUAGUAGCCGCGGCCCGCCCAAGGCGUCGAUCAAGUUCCAGGUGACGGUGGUGGACACGAAGCCCGCGCCGGUGGUGGCCACGUACUCGUCGCGCGGCCCGUCGGCGAGCUGCCCGACGGUGCUGAAGCCGGACGUGCUCGCGCCGGGCUCGCUCAUCCUCGCGUCGUGGGCGGAGAACGUCACCAUCCAGAACGUCGGGGAGCAGGCGCUGUUCGGCAAGUUCAACAUCAUCUCGGGCACGUCCAUGUCGUGCCCGCACGCGUCAGGGGUGGCGGCGCUGCUGCGGGCCGUGCACCCGGAGUGGAGCCCCGCGGCUGUGCGGUCGGCGAUGAUGACGACGGCCAGCGCGUCCGACAACACCUUGGCUCCCAUCAAGGACAUGAACGGGCAGGGGAACGUGGCCGCGACGCCGCUGGCGAUCGGGUCCGGCCACAUCGACCCGAACCGCGCCGUGGACCCGGGCCUGGUGUACGACGCCGGGCCGGAGGACUACGUGAGGCUCAUGUGCGCCAUGAACUACACCAAGGCGCAGAUCAGGACCGUGGCGCAGUCGCCUGGCGCCGCCGUGGACUGCGCCGGCGCUUCGCUGGACCUCAACUACCCGUCGUUCAUCGCGUUCUUCGACCCGGCCGGCGCCGCCGGCGAGAGGAAGUUCGUUCGGGAGGUUACGAACGUGGGCAACGGGCCGGCGAGCUACAGCGCCAAGGUGAAGGGCCUGAGGGGGCUGACGGUGAGCGUGGUGCCGAGCAGGCUGGUGUUCGGCGGGAAGCAGGAGAAGCAGAGGUACACGGUGGUGGUCCGGGGGCAGCUGAAGAACAAGGCCCCCGACGCCGACGUGAUCAUGCAUGGGUCGUUGACGUGGGUGGACGACGCCGGCAAGUACACGGUGAGGAGCCCGAUCGUGGCGACGACGGUGAGCUCCGCGGGGCUAUAGGAUAUGUAUGUACUUGUAGGCUGAUAUACCGGCAUACCGCACAGUAUAUACACGUCCAUCAAUUCGUUCAA
This is a messenger RNA of Lolium perenne, 2391 nucleotides long. Its product is annotated as subtilisin-like protease SBT3. Gene Ontology annotation, molecular function: serine-type endopeptidase activity. The record is from RefSeq and is a predicted model, not a curated record. Gene Ontology annotation, biological process: proteolysis. NCBI's taxonomy places the organism in Eukaryota, Viridiplantae, Streptophyta, Magnoliopsida, Poales, Poaceae.